AUGAGAUUCCAUCUGCUUCUCCAUAUUCUCCUCUUCCUUUUGGCCUUCUUACCCCCAGUUAGAAGUGGCUUAGGUGCUGCCGAGACUCACUGUAUGAAUCUGGAGGGCACCUGCAGAAGAGACAUUUGCAAAGUAAUAGAAGAUGAAAUCGGUGCUUGCCGAAGACGAUGGAAAUGCUGCAGGUUCUGGUGGAUUCUCGUGCCGAUCCCAACACCAGUUAUCUUUUCAGACUAUCAAGAACCCAUCAAGACCAAGGUAAAAUAA
Cricetulus griseus (Chinese hamster) is the source of this 264-nucleotide messenger RNA. The record is from RefSeq and is a predicted model, not a curated record. NCBI's taxonomy places the organism in Eukaryota, Metazoa, Chordata, Mammalia, Rodentia, Cricetidae.